AACUACCCCGAGAGCGCGUGGGGUGUCCGGCCUCGGCGCCGAGGCGAACCGAACGCGUCCGAAGUGAGCGCAGUGCCCGAUACGCCAGGUCCCGCACGGCACGACUAGGCGCACCGUCCGGCACAGUCCACUCAGAGAUACGACCCAUGCUGGACUAUCGUCGCUCUGGUCCACGCCGGCAUCAGGCAUCCAGCAUCCGCGCGUCAGCCCACACGCCGAGACUACUACCUCGUCUCGGGCAGAAGCUCGAGGACGUCCAGCGGGACAACGUCGUCGUCCGCCAGAAGGACGACACGCGUCUAACCAACCGUCCAGGAAACGGAACCAGCACCGGUAACGUCACGUUGUCGUCACGUCACGACGUCGAAAGGACGGGGCACCAACCACCGAUACGUCGUCCUCACCUGUGCCACGAUGCUCGCGACGAUGGACAACGCUGGCAGACGUUGCAGACGAGAGUAGACCCGCCGGCGACGAACGUACGGUCGAGAGGGUCGCGCGUGGCCGCGCGCGCUUUUUAGAACCCGUGUGGAAAAGGCCGAAGAGAAAAGAGGAGAGGAAGAUCCGGAGGAAAGGCCGGAAGUGUGCGCGAGGGCGAAGCGAAGCGUGUUACGACGACGACGACGACGACGACGACGAAGACAACGAUAGUCGUCAAUCGGCGAGGCGGCUGUUGCCCGCGUACGUCUUGCCACGCACUUGUUUUGUUUCUUUCCUUCUUCCUCUUCUUCUUUUUUUUUCUCUCUCGCCCCCCUCCACCCUCCUUUAUUUCGGUUUUGUUUCCGAAAGUUUGUCGAGGAGAAGGCGAAGACAGAAGUGCGGCGGGGAAGGUGAGAAUGAGAGGUGAACGACAGGAGACGAUGGGAUCGUUCGAAACGUGUACGACUUGUGAUAGCAACGUGUGACUGUUGGAUAAAGGCGCGACCGUACCUGACCACGACCACACGACACUCUUCGUUUGACAGGGAGUGAUAAAACGCGCCUGCACGAGGUGAAACACUCUCGGCUGCGAGAGAAACGUCUCGAAGUGGGAAUAUCCACCUGAGUGGAAUCGCGGGCGACGGUGCCGGCCGCGAGCAAGCCAGUGUUUCUCGCUUUGGCACCUGUGCACCUUGGCACCCACGUUAGUCAGUUACUCGACGGUUAACCAUCGUCGUCGUUAGCAUCUGUUGUCGUUCGCCGUCUGAUCGAUCCGCUUUCUGUUUCGUUCCGUUUCGCGGAAUCGUCCGUGUGAAACCGUUUGUAUGUGCGCCGCGACGUGUGCCGUCUCACGCGAACGCGCCGCGCUCAACGCCAGUCGAGGGACACGAUGAGGACGAACGUUAUUAGUUGACGAAGAAGUGCGUCCCGGCCGACUGUCAGUUCCGUCAGUUCGUCGUCGCGGCCAGGUGCACCAGCAGACGAUCCACGGAGAACGGAAAGCAGAGAGAGAGAGAGAAGCAGAGAUCGCGGAUCAAAUUGAAUUAAACGGGGAGUGUGGAGGAAUUAAAAAGGGGGGAGAAAGGGGUGAAAUUCUGAAACUGGGGGGGUUCACCGGGAUUCGAAGGGCCCCGAUCGCGGUGGUGGUAUAGAUUCGUGGAAGAAGAACGUUUCGAGGGAAGGAAGUGGAAAAAGUCGUUGGUGGUGUCGUGGAAACAGGUGAAACGUCGGAUGGACUCGUUUGAACGAAGCAACACCGCGGGGCGGAGGUGAGGGGGAGGAGGGCGAAAACGCGUCGACGAAUUUGCUUUGAUCCCGAGCGCGAAGGGCACCUACACUCUACGUGGUCCUCGCCUCCCCCUUUUCUUCAUCGACCCCUCCCCCCCUCUCACUCGCGCGCGCUCUCUCUCUCUCUCUCUCUAAACAGAAAAGAAGUGCCGAGAAGAAGAUCCGUUUGUAAUCAACAAUCACGGAAGGAAGUGCGUGGAAGAUUCGUGCGUGGAAGAUUCGCGUAGGGAUUUGGGGACGCUGGCGAGAAAGUUCCGAGCGAGAGGGGAGAGAAUUUCGACCGCGGAAACUACCAUCCGUCCUGGACGUUCGAAGGGAAUCCGUUGAUCCGAGGCAGAAAUCGUGCGACGCGCCACGAAGAUCGACGAAGAACGUCACCAUGAGGAUCAAAAUGCCCGCGGUCAGGAUCGCGCAAGCGGAAACCUCGCAAGGCACCACAUCCCCAGACACCGUCCAAUGCGGGGCAUGCAGGGUGUCGUACCCCCUUGGCGAGAUCGUGCGGUUCAUCGAGCACAAGGUGAACCACUGUCGCAGCACUCUACAGGGCUGUCACAGUCCACCGGCGACCGCAGCUCCGGAGGAUUCCGACCCGGAGGACGCGCUCGCCUUAAAGACGGUCGACCAGGACUCCAAGUUGAACUCGGUGCCGAGCAUCUCGGCGCCCAUCAACAAGAGGGGGGGAGGCAGGCUGGAGAGCCCUCCGACGCCCCAGGGCUCCGGCCCCGAUAGCGGAAGCCCGAUCGAGCUGAAGGCGAGCGCCAGCUCGACGCCCAAGAGACGGACAGAAGCCUCUGACGAGGACAAGGAGGACCUGCCGAAAAAACAGAAGACCGAAUCUGUCGACGCGGAUACUAACACAGUGAAUUCUGAACCUAGAUGGUUGCAGUGUUCGCAGUGUUCCAGAAGAUUGUCCUCCGCGUGGGAGUUGCUGCAGCACGUGCAGAGCAUCCACGGCGCCCGUCUCUACACCUCGCCGUCGUCGUCGACCAACUCCUCGUCGAACACGCCGGCGCCGAGCCCUCCGACGCCAACGCCCACGCACACGCAUCACCUGAGCCCGCCGAACCACCUGAACCUGAGCGGCAAGUCCACCGGGAGCUCGUCCGCGGGCAACUCCUCCGGUGGCACCAACUCCAGCGGCAGCAGCGGUGGCCGGCAGCAACUUCAGUCAUCGGCGUCCCUCGUCGGCGACCCGCUUCACAGUUUCCUAAGGCUACCUCAGCACCUCGAGCGAAGCUUCCCGCCGAUGUUUAGGCCGGACUUUCUCGCCCUGAAUCCGCUGGCCGGGUACAGAGGACUUCAAGAGCUGCAGACCGCCACGAGGAAUCUGCAAAACCUCGGCGACCCGCUGCGAGGCAUGGACGGUUUGAACCUCGGCGACCCGCUGGUACGCAGUUCGUUGGACUCGUUGAACAACGCCCGGAACCUGGCGAACCUGGCCGAGCUGUCACACGGCCGCGGUCUCGCCGGUCAGGCGCAUCCACCGCCACUCGAGGCCAAUCUGGAUUUUUACUCGGCGCGCCUAAGGAGCCUCGCUAAUCCGUCCUUAGGCGCGGCUCCACCUAGUAAUAGCGGUAACACAACCACGAAUUCUAACCCACCCGCCCCGGUGGUACCGUCAGUACCGCCUGUACCGAACACCGUCCAGCAGCAGCAGCAGCAGCAACAGCAACAACAACAACAACAACAACACCAGCCGCAGCAGCAGCAACAACAACAACAACAACAGCAGCAGCAACAGCCACAACAGCAACAGCCACCGACGCAAAAUCACAAUCAGCCGGUCGAACCACCCAGCCCGGCGCCCAACAACACCGCUAUCCUCAGCCACAGCAAUCAUCAGAAGGAGAACUCGCCGCCGUGCUACAGCCAGAGCCCAGUCGGCCAUCACAACAACAACAACUCGACCGACAGCGAGAAGACCAGCCCGCCAGUCGCCUCGACGCCAAUCAUCACGGACUCCGUCACGGAAACGAUCUACUCGUGCGAGGUCUGCGACAAGAAGUUCCGUUUCCAAUCGAACCUCAUCGUCCAUCGGAGGAGCCACCGGGACAAGGAGAGGCAGUAUCAGCAGGACGGGACGCAGGACGGUCAAACGACGCCGACCAGGUGCGAGGUCUGCGAGAUGGAGGUGCCGAGCUUCGCGGAACUGAGGAAGCACAUGAGAACGGAGCAUCAGGAGAAUUUGAACGCGGCCAGUCCUCCGGGUAGCGUGGAGACCGUGCCGGACGACGGUUCCAGCUGCGACGAGAACAUGGACCUCGACGAGGCGGACGAGAACGAGCAGAAAGGCGAGAGGGAGGACACCGAGGAGAACACGCCGGAGGAUCUGAGCACCACUCAGGGCCAGAGCGGGGAGGAGAGCGGCGGGCGAGUGGAACAGAAGCCGGCCAGCCUGGUCGGCGAUCUGAUGGAAAAGUUCGGGUUGAGCAACAUCGCGCAGUACUCGGAGGCGUACAGGCAAGCACUGCAGGAGAAUCAUCGGGGCGGUUUCAUCAAGACCGAGUCGCCGUCCAACCUGACCAACUCGUUGAACAACAACAAGGAGAAGGACAGCGCGCUCUCGCCGACCAACUUCAAUUCCACCACCACGCCAAAUAUCUUCUCCGGGCAGGGUUUCCCGAGGUCCGCCGGGCCGGACUUUGGCGGCCUCUGGUUACCGAGCCCCCACUACCUGGAGAACAACGAGUUUCGCAAAGCGACCAAGGCCACCACGUCGAGCCUGGCGCUGCAGGGAUUGCCGAGCCCGCUGCUGAAGAAGGAGCGAAGCGGCCGGAACGACACGUGCGAGUUUUGCGGCAAGGUGUUCAAGAAUUGCUCGAACCUGACGGUCCACAGGCGAUCGCACACCGGUGAGAAGCCGUACAAAUGUGAACUGUGCUCGUACGCGUGCGCCCAGAGCUCGAAGCUGACCAGGCACAUGAAGACCCACGGCAGACACGGCAAGGACACGUACAAGUGCCGUUUCUGCGAGAUGCCGUUCUCCGUGCCGAGCACGCUCGAGAAGCACAUGAGGAAGUGCGUGGUUGUGGUGCAGCAAGGCCCGAAGCUAGGCAUGCCGUAUCCCGGUAGCCAGGACGAGGACUCUUCUCUGAGUACCAAGGACACUUGAUCUUGGAACGGAAGCCUACCGCCGAUCCCGCCACUGUGGCCGCACAGGCCACCUUACCCGGUCUACUGAAGAGGGGAUCUUCUUCCUCGAUAAGAGAGAGAGAGAGAGAGAGAGAGAGAGAGAGAGAGAGAGAGAGAGAACCCCUCAUCAACAGCGUUCACGAUAAUCGUGUCCGACGAUUAGGAACGUAUCACGAGUAAUGUACGACGUAAUUAUGUACAGAGCGAGCCAGAUGGUGUGUGCUGCGUUUAUUUCUAGACUUUAAGCAUUGCUCCUAUGUAAAAUGUAUCAUAGUAUUUUUACUAUGUAUUAUUAUUAUUAUUAUUAUUAUUAUUAUUAUUAUCUACGUUUCUAUUAUUGCUUAUUAUUAAUAUUAUUAUUGUCAUUAUUAACAUUAUUAUUGCUAUUAUUAUUGUCAUUAUUAUUAUUAUUAUUAUUAUUAUUAUUAUUAUUAUUAUUAUUAUUAUUAUUAUUAUUAUUAUUCAUUGCCACUAUUAUUAUUAUACGCGGUUACAAGCGACUGUAAGCGCCGUCUUCAUUAUUUUAUCCCCGCUAAUUAUUAAAUUAUUAUCGGAGAUGAUGUUUUACGUGGUGGUUAAAGAAGAUGCCAAAGUUGUUUAGGUUUAUCGCCGCUAUAUUAUGAUAGGCGUCGGCCAGGAGGGGGGGGGGGCGGAGAGAGGGGGAUGUUCGUCGAAACGGUUCUCUUCUCGAAACUCUUUGUUUCUCUUCACGCGCAAUUCAAAACGAAUAUCGCGGGCGUUCUAAUCAACGUUCGACGGACCAGUCACGAAAAUUUGUCUUGCUUUCGUCGCGAUCUGGAAAAUCGGGAGAACGAAGGGAAAUAAAUUUCGGCAAGUGGAACGUGUGGUUGGGCUCGCGUGAACAUCGUUCUUGGAGAGAUCGUCGACGAACGUUUCCCGCGGCUAUCAUUAUAGCGCGCGUUUUGUUCGUUGGUUGUAUUUAUUAUAGCCGUCGCGGCUGAUCGGAUCGCGCGCGGCUUUCGCCGGAUCGAGACCGCGGACUUCGUCGAUCCUACGAAAAUCGUCGCGUCCAAACGACGGCCAGUUAACUGAUUAUCAUUUUUCCAUUCCCUGCUUCCUUUUUUUUUCGUUGGUGAAAGCCGAAGACUGAGGUAUUUGUAUCGUAUUCGCGCGAUCGCUGCCGAUCGACUUUCCUUUCCUUCGACGAGGUUCCGUUGAACCUGUACCGCGCGUGCUUUCACGGUUUUCGUUUCAUCCCCUUUCGUUCGUUCCUUCUGUUCUCGGUUUCGACGUUUUUUAACCCGCAAAACGUCUCGUUGUAUCGCGUUUUCGAAGGGGACUGUUCCUAAAUAAAAAAAAAAAAAUGAAAAAAAAAGAAAAAAAAAAAGAAAAGAAGAGACGACCUAGGCAAUAAGGAUAAAGAGUAACUGGAAUAUGUAGUACGAGCGUGUGUGUCUCUUGACAUUUUGCGUGCGCGUGAGAUCGUUGCAACUGUACGUGUGCGUUGAGAAAGGAAGAAUCGAACGAGAUCGUUUCGUCGAUUUUUCCCUCCUCCCCCACCCCCCGCACACACCCCUCCCCCAGCGCGUUAUGUAUCAUGUGCGAAUGAGUGCGAGUAAUAAAGGGAUCUAAGACAAAAAAGGGAUUUAAAAAAAAAAAAACUCAUAUCAAGAUAGUUGUCUCGGUGUUAGACGUGUACGGCCCUAGGUAAAAAAGGCAAAAACGAUAAACGAAAAGAAAAA
Messenger RNA from Frieseomelitta varia, 6542 nucleotides. RefSeq names its product B-cell lymphoma/leukemia 11B (gene Cph). The record is from RefSeq and is a predicted model, not a curated record. Gene Ontology annotation, molecular function: RNA polymerase II cis-regulatory region sequence-specific DNA binding; DNA-binding transcription factor activity. Gene Ontology annotation, cellular component: nucleus. Gene Ontology annotation, biological process: regulation of transcription by RNA polymerase II. Bases 2087 to 4819 code for a protein of 910 amino acids. The transcript is spliced from 4 exons. NCBI's taxonomy places the organism in Eukaryota, Metazoa, Arthropoda, Insecta, Hymenoptera, Apidae.